Messenger RNA from Laetiporus sulphureus 93-53, 1663 nucleotides. Its product is annotated as homoserine acetyltransferase. Gene Ontology annotation, molecular function: acyltransferase activity, transferring groups other than amino-acyl groups. The transcript is spliced from 15 exons. The record is from RefSeq and is a predicted model, not a curated record. Bases 294 to 1421 code for a protein of 375 amino acids. Gene Ontology annotation, biological process: biosynthetic process. NCBI's taxonomy places the organism in Eukaryota, Fungi, Basidiomycota, Agaricomycetes, Polyporales, Laetiporaceae.
AGGUGUGAUGUAUAGAUUCUUGUUCCAUCAAAAAGCGCGCCCGAGCGAGUUGUCAACGACCAAUCAUGAUGAUCAAGCAAUAUCCUGGAGCCAGAGUAUGUGAUACUAUGUGUGGCCAAGCGCGGCGGUGGCAUCUUAGGCUAGCGCCUUUCAUAACGGACUCACUGCGCCGGGGUCUCCUAUUGGGCCACUUCUAUAGUCCGAGUCUCUCUGACUCGAUCAACCAAAACUAAAACCUCGAUGGCGUGAUGGUAUUCAUCGACUGUGGUUGCUGACAUAUCGCCUGUGAGAACAUGAGACAUAAAAUGAACGAUCGUGCAAGAUUUCCCAGCGCAUACUUGCUACCACUGCUAUCUUAUAACUCAACCCUGUCAAGCCCGGAAUUGACAAUAUUACAUACCACCGCCAUGUCGAAAGUGCAAUACUACCAUCAUGGACGCUUCCGGGUCGCAGGAGGCGUCCUCCCUAAUGCAAUCACUGCCUAUCGCACUUAUGGUGACCCGAAGAACCCUUGUAUCGUCUUUCCGACCUGUUAUGGAGGGAGACUUGACAGCCAGGAUUACAUGAUCGGCGAGGAUAAGGCCCUCGACCCUACGAAAUACUAUAUCGUGACUCUCGCCCUGUUUUCUAAUGGGGAGUCGUCGUCUCCGUCCAACACCCCUGCUCCUCAUAACGGGCCAUACUUCCCCAGCGUCUCCUACGAAGACAAUAUCCGGGCCCAGCACGCUGUCUUGACCAAGAAACUGGGCAUCAACAAGGUGUAUUGUGUCAUCGGGUUCUCCAUGGGGGGACAACAGGCAUUUUACUGGCCGGUCGUCUACCCUGACUAUGUAGAGCGGUACAUUGCAAUAUGUGGCUCUGCUCGCACGAGUGAGCACAACAAGUGCUUCCUGGAAGGACCCAAAGCGGCUCUCGUGGCAUCCAAGGACUUCGACAACGGACACUACAAGACACAGCCAGACAUCGGCUUGCGCGCCUUCGGUCGAGCAUACAGCGCCUGGGCAUACGGACAGACCUGGUUUCGCGAGUACGGCUAUCUUCAUGAUGGGAAGUACUCCUCCUUGGAAGACUUUCUACGGGCUGAAUGGGAGGGCGGGUUCCUCUCGUGGGAUGCAAAUGAUGUGCUCACCCUGCUGCACACCUGGCAGACAGGCGACGUCUCCCUCGUCAAUGCAAGCAGCCAAAGCAGUCUCCCACACUGUUUGUCGAGCAUCAAAGCCAAGGGUUUGAUCAUGCCGUGCAAGACAGAUCUGUACUUCCCGCCGGAGGACAGUAGGAUCGAAUUGUCGCUCUUGCCGCCAGGCAGCGCGAAGCUCGUUGAGAUCGACUCCGUUUGGGGUCAUAUGGCGGGUGGUGGAACCAAUGCUAGCGAUGACGCUUUCAUCAAAGCGCAAGUCCAAGAGUUCUUGGGAAAAGCAUGAGGACUUUUCCACACUGUACGGCGAGCGUGCGUUGAGGGCGGAUAUUAUUGCACUGUAUGAAAAGAGUUCCGGUGUCUGAGUGAUCAUGCAGACGUUAUGGUAGCAAAGUGGUUGAUCAAAGUAUUUCCGGACACCCAACGUACUGGACAGGAGAUGAGUGAUGAUAAAGACGGGUACUACAGAUGCCGAAAAGAGUCAUAUAACACAGUGGCACAGCUAACGGUCACAUUUACCUUGUGAAA